This is a messenger RNA of Cinclus cinclus, 2502 nucleotides long. RefSeq names its product sorting nexin family member 30 (gene SNX30). The coding region runs from base 1 to 1317 and encodes 438 amino acids. The record is from RefSeq and is a predicted model, not a curated record. Lineage: Eukaryota; Metazoa; Chordata; Aves; Passeriformes; Cinclidae. Gene Ontology annotation, cellular component: cytoplasm. Gene Ontology annotation, molecular function: phosphatidylinositol binding; protein binding. The transcript has 9 exons.
AUGUCGGGCGGCGCGGCGAGCGCCCCUAAGCCCCUCCCGUCCUCUGGGCCCAAGUCGCUGCGGGAGAUGUCGCAUCCCCUGGCCACGUCCAGCAGCGAGGAGAUGGGGCCGGCGCUCACCCCCAGCCCCGACCUGCUCCUGCCCCGCAGCAUCGCCGACAAGGAUCUCAGUCUGCCCAAUGGCACACCUGUGGACACUUCUAGUCCAGCCUCCUCCUCAUCUCUCCUUAACAGACUGCAGCUGGAUGAUGACUUGGAUGUGGAAACUAGAGACCUCUUUGUUACUGUUGAUGAUCCCAAAAAACAUGUGUGCACAAUGGAGACAUAUAUCACAUACAGGGUUACAACAAAGACCACACGAGCAGAGUUUGAUUUGCCAGAGUAUUCUGUCCGACGGCGGUACCAAGACUUCGACUGGUUGAGAAACAAGCUGGAAGAGUCUCAGCCAACGCAUCUUAUUCCCCCUCUUCCUGAAAAAUUUGUGGUGAAGGGUGUUGUUGAUCGCUUUUCGGAAGAGUUUGUGGAAACAAGGAGGAAAGCAUUAGACAAGUUCUUGAAGAGAAUAACUGAUCACCCAGUGCUGUCUUUUAAUGAACACUUCAAUGUCUUUCUCACAGCUAAGGAUCUUAAUGUCUACAAAAAGCAAGGAAUGGCUUUGCUGUCAAAGAUGGGGGAGUCUGUCAAAUACGUUACAGGAGGCUACAAAUUAAGAAGUCGGCCGCUGGAGUUUGCAGCCAUUGGGGAUUAUCUAGACACAUUCUCUCUAAAACUUGGUACCAUUGACAGAAUAGCACAACGGAUCAUCAAGGAACAGUUGGAAUACUUGGUGGAACUACGAGAAUAUGGACCUGUUUAUUCAACCUGGGGAGGGCUGGAGGUUGAGCUGUCAGAGCCACUGGAAGGAGUGUCUGCCUGUAUUGGGAAUUGCUGCACAGCUCUUGAAGAACUCAGUGAGGACAUGACAGAAGACUUCCUGCCUGUGCUUAGGGAAUACAUACUGUAUGCUGAGUCAAUGAAGAAUGUGUUGAAGAAGAGAGACCAAGUUCAAGCAGAGUAUGAAGCAAAACUGGAAGCAGUAGCCUUGAAAAGAGAAGACCGUCCAAAGGUACCCACAGAUGUUGAGAAAUGUCAGGACCGAGUAGAAUGUUUCAAUGCUGACCUGAAAGCAGAUAUGGAGAGAUGGCAGAACAACAAAAGACAAGACUUCAGGCAGCUACUCAUGGGGAUGGCAGAUAAAAACAUCCAGUAUUACGAGAAGUGCCUUACGGCGUGGGAGUCAAUUAUACCACUAUUGCAAGACAAGCCAGAGACCAAAUAAGAAGUACCUUCAUGGACAGUCUAGCACUUCUAUGCUCAGUACCACUAGUCAUACCGGAGCUGUAUGGAGGACACUUCUUGUUAAGUUAAUUGAAAUGACAGCUGCACUUAGUUUUUCAGAGUAUCUGUUCCAGCCUGUUUGAAUUUUUUUCCUCAAUUUUUGUUUAAACUGGGAUAUGUUUCAUCUUUUUGAGUUGUCUUGAAUGGUUCCUUCUUUAUCCUAUGGAGUGAUUGGGGUUCACGGUGAAAGUGCAUGGGGAUCUUGUUAAAAUUUACCUCUCUAGUCUGGAAGGAACUGAUGAGUGGAACACUAAAAAGAUGAAAAUAAAACUCUACUGCAAGGUGCCAAAUGACAUUUUUACUAUUCUGUUUUGUUUGCUUUAAAAAAAAAAAAACAAUAAUAAUUGCUUCUAUGAAACAGUACUCCUAAACCAAUCCUUACCCUUUUUUUUUUUUUUUGGUUUGUUUUGUUUUUUUUUGUUUUUUAAAUGGACAAAGAAAGGCUGGGAAAGAAUAUUUUCUGUUUUGUUACCACCCGUGUGCUGCCUCUGGAUGAAAUGGUCUCUGUAGACUUUUCUGUCUGGGAGUUGGGCUGGUUCUAGACAGACCUUACCAACACUAGCUGCAGAUAGCUGGUAAUUCAAGCAUGAACUGUGGUUUUUGUGAGUGUGGCAUGCUAUUGGUUCAUACUGAAUAUCUUUGUUUACCUUGGUGAUUAUGAAGUAAUGUCAGUUUACUGAAGUGUACUUGUGACUGACUUGGGGAUCAAAACCAGCUUAGCAGCGGGAAUGAGUUGGACUGCAGCCUUUCAAGGAUUGUUUCUGGAAUGGGGGAGGAAGUAUGAGUCUAAUUUUUCCACAGCUAGCUCUGGAAGUUGCAGGGUGAUCUCUUACACCAAGCUUUAUAUGUGGGUUUUACUAGAGUCACUUUAGGCUUGGUCACCUAAGAUGCCUGCUGUAAUAAAAGUAGAACUCUGCUUUCUCUUCCCACACUCUUUGCAGCAGCCAAAAGGUGUCAAAUGUUUCCUUCCACCAAGCUUCCGUGUGUGAAACUUGCCUUAAAUGGGUUGCUGAGGGUAGAUGGGUACCCUAUUAGGUACACAUCGUGUUCAUACCUGUCUCUGCUGAACCACAUGGCAAGUCUUUUAGUAUUACUCUUGUUACAGAUCAAUUUUCUUUGUAGUUUA